CUAAAAUUUUGAUAUAUUUGUAUUUCAUUUCAAUGAAUCGUGGAGUGCAAGUGUCUCAGAAAAGGCGGGCAUUUUUAAAAUCAUUAUAAGACAUUUGAAAGUAAGCGCGAUUUAAUUCUGGCAUCUUAGAAUCACAUCAGGAUAUUUCAGAUAAGCGAUAACGCGAACAGUAACCUCCUGGAAACGAUGGAGGUUACGAUGUUUUUAGGAUGACUAGUACUAGUGACAUGAACAGACUCCGUGUGAUGAGGUCAUCGUAUGGUUUUUUAGCCGCGCCGGCAGUCGCAACGCGGAGCGCCCGAACGCCGGCUGCUACGUAUAAUCCUGCGGUAGGGAUAUGCUUGCCAUGUGCCUAUUCACAACAUAUCGUUUCUCCGAUUGCGAGUGCAACGUGUCCUCCUUCAUCCUCGGUGUCACGAAACUGUCGUUCGAACGCGAACACAUUUACUUUCCUCUUAAUUCGUCCGCUUCGACUUACUUACUCUACGAUUGAUUACUUUUCAGGUAUGCGACGAACAAAAUAUUGCGGCGCAGGCGCGAACCACGGUACUGAAGUCGGCGAGUUUCAAAUGUCUUAUCGCAGAUUGCAAAGCGUGGUUCUCCAUGAAACGGUGCGCGUUAUAUCCACGAAAGCGUUAAUAUUAAUUCUCGCGUAUUGUUGGCGGAAUGCUACACAGAGUGUCAAAUUCAAGAUUGUUCACGAGAAUCGAUAACCAUUAUAUCGAUUAGAUCGUACACUCGAUAUAAGUAUGAAAUGAGAUUUUAAUAUCGAUAAAUCGAAUAAAGCGAAUAUUUUUGUUGUUAUUUUGUGACAUUUAUCCACAUAUUAUUUCGUUUCAAUUUCAUUGUGUUUAAAUGCUUAUUUAAAAUUAUAAAUAAUCAGUUGUUUUUAAAAACAGCCUGUGUUGCAUUUCGCAAGCGAUGUUUCCUUCGUUGGCAUAUCAUUAACACGAUUGAUUCCUCGAUUGUCGUUAAUCGCGUCAUUUUUCGUUGUCCUUCGCCGCUCGAACUGCAAAAACAGUGCGCGUACCCUCACUCGAAUUUGCGUGUUUCGAAAGACGCUCAAAUGUCUUUCAGUUAUCGCGCGCACAUGUACGAGGAUGCGUCGAGGCGACUCCUAGUUCCUUCGAGUUUAAAUUUUUAACUCGCUUUCGCGCGUGCCGCUGUGCCAACGCUGUGAACUUUUGUCGCGGCGAAAACUGGUGUUUUAUCGAGUGUUGUUCUGAGUAUUCCGACUAUCAAGAACUAUCGUGAGAUCGUCGACAACGAGAGGAAGUGGCUCGGACCGGAAAACCGACCGUGUCUGCAGAAAAUGAACGGCGUGCAACGAAUGCCCAGCGACGCGUUCGACGCCAAG
This is a messenger RNA of Apis florea (little honeybee), 1357 nucleotides long. RefSeq lists its product as uncharacterized. NCBI's taxonomy places the organism in Eukaryota, Metazoa, Arthropoda, Insecta, Hymenoptera, Apidae. The record is from RefSeq and is a predicted model, not a curated record.